CAGAGCUGCAGGCAUCAUUAAAACAGAGUCUAGCGAAGAGGAGGAGGAAGAGGAGAGAAAGAGUGAGAGAGAGACAGAGAGAGGGAGAGAGAAGACAGAAUAAGGGAGGAGAGGGAGAAGAGAACAACGCUCUUCUCUCACAAGCAGCGCACUGCAUCCCUCAAGGGAAGAGAGAGAAAGAAAGAGAGAGGGAGAGAAAGAGAAAGCGAAAUGUGGACUUCUUUUAACCGGUGUGAGUGCAGCUCCGACUGAGCUUUCAGUGAGAGGACAGGAGGACAGGCGAAAGAGAGAGAGAGAGAUAAAGAGGGGGAGAGAGAGAUAAAGAGAGAAACGCAGAAAGGGAGGGAGGCAGCGAGCGUAGCGUAGUUUUAAUCCCCCUGGCAUGCGAGAGCAGCCCUUGCUGGGUGCUGUGUGUCGCUGUGCGCGCGCGGGACAGGGGGAAGCUGGCCGGGUCGCGGCUGUGACUGGGGCUGUGACUGGGGCUGUGACUGGGAUGCGCUGCGGCUAACCUGAGCCAGACAGGAAGAGCGUUUCAGCAUGCUGGGGAAGGACUACAUGCUCGCCAUCAUCAUCGUCAACUAUGACGAUAAUAUCUGGAGCGACCAGAACCUGGACCCGGACUCCGACCUGCCCCCGGGCUGGCGCACCAUCCGGGACAGCACCGGGACGUACUACUGGCACGUUCCCACGGGAACCACCCAGUGGCAACACCCCUCCUACAGCUCCGAGGAGGCCCACGGCGCCAUCAGCGGCAUUACCGCCGACGACCUCAAGAGCCUCGGUGUGGAUGGGCGAAGGCGAUCCCGGAGCAGGGAAAUUGAGAGUCCGCUGGCUUCUGUAAAUAACAGGAGGCCUCUGUCCUGGCAGGACGACUACUUCUCCUCCAACUCAGAUCCGGACUCCAAGUGUUUUGCCGUACGCUCCCUGGGCUGGGUGGAGAUUCCCGAGGAGGACCUGGUCCCGGGGAAGAGCAGCAUCGCUGUCAACAACUGCAUCCAGCAGCUGUCCCACAGCAAGUGCGAAGGGCGGGACGAUGUGGGGGCCUGGGGGCAGGGUCAGGACAUGGUGAUGAUUCUGAAGAAGGACACCCUCAGCCUGGUGGACCCCAUCGACCAGAGCCUGAUCCACUGCCAGCCAAUCGCCAACAUCCGUGUCUGGGGCGUGGGCUGCAACAAUGGAAGAGACAGAGACUUCGCCUUCGUGGCGAGCGACAAAGACACGUGCAUGCUGAAGUGUCACGUGUUUCGCUGCGACGUCCCGGCCAAAGCCAUCGCCGCCGCGCUGCACCAGAUGUGCUCCAAGAUAAUGGCGGAGAGGGCUGCCAUGCACCCCACCAUGACACGCUCUUUGACAGCUGAGGGCAUCUCACCUGAAGACUUACCACGGCAAGUGGGUUUCCUGGAUGCGGUGCGACAGAGGGUGCAGAAGUUCUCGGUGCAGUACAUCGGAAACCUGCCCGUCCCUCGGGCCAUGGGUAUGGAGGUGCUGAACAGGGCCAUCGAAAGCAUCAUGAAUGUGCGGGACAGAGAUGAGUGGGAGCCCAUUGCCAUCCACGUGUCGGACACCCUGCUGUCGCUGUGGAGGGGACAGGACGGGGAGGACCCUUUCUGGGAGUUUCAGGUGCGUUACCUGACCUUCCUGGGCAUCGGCCACGACACGCACACCUUCGCCGUCAUCGUGGACUCCGGGAAGCAGCAGUUCGAGUGCCACGCCUUCUGGUGCGAGCCGGACGCCGGGAACGUCUCUGAGGCGGUGCAGGCGGCCUGCAUGGUGCAGUACCAGAAGUGCUUGGUGGCCCAGACGCCGCCAAUCAAGUCCAAAAUACUGCGGGCCGGAGCCAAGGUGAAACGGACCGCCUCCAUGGACAUCUCCCCCUUUCAUCACCCCCGUCACCACGGCAACUCCUCCCCCAAAUUUGGAACGUCCAGCGUGAAGAAGGGCAUGAUGGCUUUCUUCGACACCUUCCGGAACAAACAGACGGCAGUGGCCAUGCCCUAGGGCCUGGUGAGGAGGGGAGGCGGGGAGGAGCAGGGUCUGUAGUUGGGCGGUAAGGGG
This is a messenger RNA of Anguilla anguilla (European eel), 2055 nucleotides long. RefSeq names its product amyloid-beta A4 precursor protein-binding family B member 3-like. NCBI's taxonomy places the organism in Eukaryota, Metazoa, Chordata, Actinopteri, Anguilliformes, Anguillidae. Gene Ontology annotation, molecular function: amyloid-beta binding; transcription factor binding. Bases 538 to 1998 code for a protein of 486 amino acids. The record is from RefSeq and is a predicted model, not a curated record. Gene Ontology annotation, cellular component: cytoplasm; nucleus. The transcript has 13 exons. Gene Ontology annotation, biological process: regulation of DNA-templated transcription.